AUGGAAGAGGCAAACACACGAAGUGGUAGAACAACCGUGGCUAUGCGAGAGUACUACUGUUACAAGUUCCAGAUUCGAUCUACCGAUAAUCUGCUUUUGUUCGGUGGUAGGCUGCUACAGCAGUUUGUGGUUGAUGUUUACAUCAAAAUUGAGACAGUCGGGAAAAGAAUUGUGUUGCCUGCAUCUUUCAUCGGGGGGCCUCGCGACAUGCGACGUCGGUUUCUAGACGCGAUGAUGUUAGUUCAAGAUGACGGCAAGCCUGAUGUAUUCCUUACAAUAACAUGUAAUCCUAAGUGGCCUGAGAUAUGUGAUAACUUACAUGUUGGUCAAACUGCUACAGAUCGUCCAGACCUUGUUUCAAGAGUGUUCCGGGCUAAAUUAGAAGAUCUUAAGGAUCAACUCUUCAAGAAACAUGUCCUCGGGGAAGUUAAGGCAUACGUCUAUGUCAUUGAAUUUCAAAAGAGGGGUUUGCCGCAUGCACAUUUUCUCCUAAUCAUGUACCCGCAACACAAGAUCAAUAACGCGGACCAUUAUGAUAAGGUUGUGUGUGCUGAAAUUCCUAACAAACUAACACAUCCCAGAUUGCAUGAGAUGGUUGUCAAGCACAUGAUUCACGGUCCUUGCGGCAAUUUACGAUCAAGCAGUCCUUGUAUGCAGGGUGAUCCUAAAAUUUGUCGUUUUCACUAUCCUAGACAAUUUAACGAACAGACGACACAAGGAGAAGAUUCGUAUCCGUUGUAUCGAAGGAGAGACACCGGGAUAGAAGUGGACCUACGAGGACAAACACUUGAUAAUAGAUGGGUGGUCCCAUAUAACCCAAGGCUUUUGAUGAUGUUUAACUGCCACAUGAAUGUUGAAGUUUGCUCAAGUAUAAAAUCUGUGAAAUAUCUUUUCAAAUAUGUUUAUAAAGGACAUGACAAACAGGUUAUUCAAGUCGAUCAAAGUGAGCCAGGGGUUGUUAUUAAUGAGAUAAAAAGAUUUCAAGAUGCACGCUACAUAUCGCCCCCAGAGGCUAUGUGGCGCAUUUUUUCCUUCUCUCUUUCUCAAAUCUUUCUUGCUGUUCUAGCCUUACAACUUCAUCUCCCAAAUAAUCAGAUGGUUAGAUUUAGAGAUGAUGACUUGAUGCCUAAUAUUGUUGAUAGGGAAAGGGAUAAGAGAACCAUGCUAACAUCAUUUUUUGAGAUAAAUAGAAACGAUGAAACAGCAAGGGUACAUUUGUAUAAAGAUUUUCCAAAACACUUUACGUGGAAUGGAAGCACACGCCGUUGGAGUCGUCGUUUCGGUAAAAAACAAAGAGGUCGUAUCGUUUCCGCUAAUCCAGCCGAAGGAGAAAGGUACUACUUACGCCUACUUUUGUCAAAUGUCAGAGGGCCUACUUCUUUUGAACAUCUUUGCACAGUUAAUGGUCAACAGUGUGCGACAUUUCGGAAAGCAGCUCUUGAGUUAGGCUUAAUAGAAGACGAUGAAUAUCUAUCACAAUGUCUCGAAGAAGCCUCUACGUUUCAGUUUCCCAAUGCUCUUAGAAGGUUAUUUGCGACCAUAAUGAUUUUUUGCCAACCUGGAGAUAUUCGAAAGUUAUGGAAUGACCACUUUGAUUCACUGUCUGAAGAUCAUCGGUUACACUGUCAAAGUAUAGAACGAGUUCAAAAUAUGGUUCUUACCGAAAUUAGUGUCUUGGUACAAUCCAUGGGUAAAAAUUUCAAUGAGUUCGACCUUCCUAAGAUAACAAACGAUGUUAACUUACAAGAUGCAGGUUAUCGUGAGUUACAAGAAGAGUAUGGGAUUGUUUUGGAACCUGAACACUUGAGUGCCAAAGAUUCACUUAAUCCGGACCAAAAAAACGUGUUUGAUGAGAUCAUGAUGCAUGUUGAUAAUGAUCUUCCAGGCGUGUUCUUUAUUGAUGGUCCAGGUGGAACUGGAAAAACAUUUUUGUACAUUGCCUUGCUUACUGAAAUUCGAUCACGUGGUCUUAUUGCUCUCGCAACAGCAUCAUCAGGUGCAGCGGCUAAUAAUAUGCCAGGAGGUAGAACGGCUCACUCGAGAUUCAAGAUUCCUCUUAAUCUUGAAAAUAAUUCAAUGUGCAAUAUCAAAAAACAGAGUGGGGCUGCUAAACUGAUUUGGUCUGCCAAAAUAAUCAUAUGGGAUGAAGCGUCGAUGGCUAAACGACAGGCGAUAGAGGCAGUCGAUCGUACAUUCCAAGACAUUAUAGGUGUUAGUCUCCCAUUUGGUGGAAAGAUAAUGGUUAUGGGAGGUGACUUCAGACAAGUGUUACCGGUUAUUAAACGUGGCACUCGAGCACAGAUUGUAGACUCCAGCGUACGAAUGUCACCUCUUUGGUCUUUGACUAAGAAGAUGCGGUUGACCAUAAAUAUGAGAGCGCUAAAAGAUCCAUGGUUUUCUAAAUUUCUUUUAAGAGUCGGCGAUGGAACUGAAGAACCAAUCGAAGGAAACUAUAUCCGCAUACCCGAUGACAUGACAAUUCAGUGCAACAACAGAGAAAACGCUAUAAAAGAAUUGAUCCAUGCCAUCUUUCCAUCAAUUGAAGAUAAUGUAUAUUCUUCAGAUUAUAUAAUCUCUAGAGCAAUAUUGUCCACUAAAAAUGACAGUGUUGACGAGAUUAAUAAUCAAAUGAUUGAAAUUUUUCAAGGGGAGGAAAAAGUUUAUUACAGUUUUGAUGAAGCUGAAGACGAUCAGCGCAACUUCUAUCCGGUCGAGUUCUUAAACUUGCUAAAUGUUAGUGGUUUGCCGCCUCAUAAGCUUCGUUUAAAAAUUGGAUGCCCAAUAAUAUUGUUACGUAAUAUCGAUCCAUCACAUGGCCUGUGUAAUGGCACGCGAUUGAUAUGUAAGGGUUUCAUGCGAAAUGUUAUUGAUGCGGAAAUUGUAGUCGGUCAACAUGCCGGCAAAAGAGUUUUUUUGCCAAGAAUCCCUCUAACCCUUUCUGAAGAUGACAUGUUCCCAUUCAAGCUGAAAAGAAAACAAUUUCCAAUUCGACUUAGCUUUUCCAUGACGAUUAAUAAAGCUCAAGGUCAAACAAUUCCGAACGUUGGUAUUUAUCUUCCGGAUUCUGUAUUUUCACAUGGACAACUUUAUGUCGCGUUAUCAAGAGGGAUUUCAAGACAAAGUACGAAGGUGUUGGUACAUCUCGCCAAAGAAUUCAAACAAAGCGGAGUUUACACAUCAAAUGUUGUCUACCAGGAAGUGUUGCGUGAUUAA
Molecule: messenger RNA, 3213 nt
Organism: Helianthus annuus (common sunflower)
Lineage: Eukaryota; Viridiplantae; Streptophyta; Magnoliopsida; Asterales; Asteraceae
Exons: 3
Coding region: 1-3213 (1070 amino acids)
Biological process (GO): DNA repair; telomere maintenance
Molecular function (GO): DNA helicase activity
Source: RefSeq, a predicted model, not a curated record